Protopolystoma xenopodis is the source of this 219-nucleotide messenger RNA. Lineage: Eukaryota; Metazoa; Platyhelminthes; Monogenea; Polystomatidea; Polystomatidae. The record is from the annotation of a GenBank genome assembly.
AUGAGACGAGAAAAUUAUCAUCUUUUGCGUCUAAAUCUGAGCAAAAACCGCAUUGGCGCCUACGGUGGCCGCAGCCUAGCCGCCUCUUUGAGUGCGUGUCUUCCUGUUUGGUUAAACCUUCUAUUUUUGGUAUCACCUGUCCCCACCACCGCUACACCCACAACCUUUUUCCUUGUUCCACUCAAGCCGUGUUUGGUGAAUAACCAUUUCGGGCCGUAA